AUGCCAUUCUGGAGGUACUUCAUCAAUACCAAGCCAGAGGUGGAUGAUAGUGAUUUGCCCUUGUCGAAGCACCGCAUCUACGAUGACGACGGAAACCUGAAGCAGGCCCAGACGACGACGCCACCGCGCUCGCGGGUGAGUGUGACCAUCGCCAAGGCCAAGGCCUCCGCGAAGAAGUCGACGCCUAUGUCCCCCAAGACUCGCGCGCAGGUCCUGCGGAGCGUCGGUGCGUCACCGACCGCCUCGCGUGUGCCGCGCAAGGCAGCCGCUGCUCGUGCAGCUGCUGUGGCUCCAGUGAAUCCCCCCACGCUGCGGUCCUCUCGGUCGUCCUCACGGAACUCUGGCAACUCUUCGCCGCGGCAAGAGUCCACCACGCGUGCUGCCACACCGCAGCGGGACACCGCGCCGGAACUGCUGACGCCAAAGAGGACACCCUCGCCGAAGAAGUCCACACCAAAGCGGUCGGCAUCACCGAAGAAGUCCACACCAAAGCGGACGGCAUCACCGAAGAAGUCCACACCAAAGCGGUCGGCAUCACCGAAGAAGUCCACACCAAAGCGGUCGGCAUCACCGAAGAAGUCCACACCAAAGCGGACGGCAUCACCGAAGAGGUCCACACCAAAGCGGGCGGCAUCACCGAAGAAGUCCACACCAAAGCGGGCGGCAUCACCGAAGAAGUCCACACCAAAGCGCGCAGCGGCGAGUCGGUCGGUGACACCACGCAAGUCGAGUCCGGCACCGAACGGCGUGUCGCCGGCGCGGUCGCCACGGCCGAUGAGCCCGUCAAAGUCAUCGCCAAAGAAGUCGUCUGUGUCACCGCAGAAGUCUGAAUCGAAUGCACGCGCUACAUUAAAACGCGCACGCUCCCCUUCUGCACAGCCGUCGGGCGACCCAUCACCGCGGUGGACCGUCAACGCUCUCAAGGCGUACGCCAAGGAGAAGAACAUUGAUGUGUCGCAGGAAAAGACGAAGUCGGAUAUCCUGGCGAAGAUCGAACGUCACGUGGCACACUAG
Trypanosoma grayi is the source of this 1014-nucleotide messenger RNA. RefSeq names its product host cell surface-exposed lipoprotein. The transcript has a single exon. Lineage: Eukaryota; Euglenozoa; Kinetoplastea; Trypanosomatida; Trypanosomatidae. Bases 1 to 1014 code for a protein of 337 amino acids. The record is from RefSeq and is a predicted model, not a curated record.